This is a messenger RNA of Punctularia strigosozonata HHB-11173 SS5, 1911 nucleotides long. RefSeq names its product phenylacetyl-CoA ligase. The transcript is spliced from 16 exons. Gene Ontology annotation, biological process: secondary metabolic process. Lineage: Eukaryota; Fungi; Basidiomycota; Agaricomycetes; Corticiales; Punctulariaceae. The record is from RefSeq and is a predicted model, not a curated record. The coding region runs from base 28 to 1788 and encodes 586 amino acids. Gene Ontology annotation, molecular function: CoA-ligase activity.
UCUAUCUCUCUACUGCGCGUCACAGCCAUGGACUUUGAAGUGCCCGGGGCUGAGUUACCCCACGUCCCCGACAACCUGACUAUUCCACAGUUUCUGCUAGACUCGCAGCAUGCGACGCGACCUCUCAGACCGGUGAACUCUCCGUGGCUCAUUGAGGACGAGACAGGGAGACACAUCGGUUUUGAGGAAUUGCGAAGGAGGACAUUCGGGUUGGCAAAUGCUCUAAGCGUAAAAUAUGGUAUCGGAAAUAACGACGUCGUCUGCCUGUUCAGUCCAAACCACGUUGAUUAUCCCGUCGUUGUGUGGGCUAUCCACCGACUGGGUGCCAUCAUCUCUCCUGCGAAUCCUGCUUACACUGUGGAGGAACUCGUGUAUCAGUGCCAGGCCAGCAAGUCCUCUAUGAUCAUGGUGCACCCCCUGUUCCUGUCCACGGCCUUGUCAGCUGCGCGACAAGCCAACAUAUCCUCGGACCGCAUCGUCCUCGUGGACAGCCUUCCCACGUCCACCGGGACUAGCGUGCCUAUCCACUGCCCUCCGACAGUGAGCGAUCUCGUCGCUCAUGGUCUCUCGGAGCCGUUGCGCUUCAAGGAGCCGCAGCUGAGCACAGGAGGCGGCAAGACGAAACUCGCCUUCUUAAGCUUCUCGAGCGGAACUACAGGAAGACCCAAGGCCGUUGCCAUCCCUCAUUACGCGGUGAUUGCGAACGUGAUUCAGAUGGCGAAGCAUUGGAAGAUAAACGAGGAUUACACAACUUGGGAAGAGAGACAAUGGCGCGCAGGCGAUGUUGCCAUUGCAGUUUUGCCAUUCUUCCACAUCUACGGGCUGGUUGUCAAUCUCCAUUACUGCCUCUUCGCUGGUCUCUCUAUAGUCGUUGUACCAAAAUUCAACUUCGAGAACUUCCUAGCAAGCAUCGCUCGAUACCGCGUUACUCACCUUCUUCUGGUCCCUCCCCAAAUGGUGCUGUUUUGCAAGCACCCGGCCACGAAGAAAUAUGACUUCAGCCAUGUUCGACUGUGCAUGGCGGGGGCGGCCCCUGUCAGCUCAGAGCUCACCAUGCAAUUUACGAAGGUGAUGAAGAAUGCUUACAUUGGGCAAGGUUACGGUAUGACGGAAACAUCGACAACUGUGGCGGUUUUGACCCCCGACCAGAAAUUGUUCACUCUCGGCUCUGCUGGCAAACUGAUGCCGGGCGUCACCGCCCGUGUCAUCAAGGAAGAUGGUUCUCUCGGUGGCGUAAACGAUGUCGGGGAGCUGGUAGUCGCAUCGCCUUCGAAUGCCCUUCGUUACGAGAACAACCCUGAAGCUACGAAGGAAACGUUCAUGGAGGCAGACGGCAAGAGAUGGGUGAGGACAGGAGAUGAGGUUAGGAUUAACGAGAAGUACGAGCUCUUCAUUGUCGACAGAAUCAAGGAAUUGAUCAAAGUUCGAGGCUUCCAAGUUGCGCCGGCUGAGUUGGAAGGGCAUCUGCUUGACCACCGUGAUGUCUCCGAUGCCUGCGUCGUAGGCAUACCGCACGAGUAUAGCGGCGAGGUGCCCUUAGCCUUCGUUGUCCUGAGCAGCGAUGCUGCGUCCAAGUUGAAGCAGGCCGGUACCGGUGAGGUAGAGCGACUGAAGAAGUCUAUCAUGAAACAUGUCGCCGAUGCAAAGGUCCACUACAAGCAUUUGUACGACGUCGAAAUCGUCUCCGAAAUACCCAAGAAUCCGUCGGGAAAGUUACUCCGCCGACUGCUUCGCGACAGAGCGAGACAAGCCAGAGCCAAGGUGGAGGUUACGAAGGCAAAGUUAUGACGCGGUGAUGUGCUACGGAGAGCCCGAAUGCACGCAAUACCAUGGAACUAGCACUCCUUCGCAGAGCAGUAGUAGCUCGAAUGACCGUUGACGAAUGCAAGCCCUGCCGUGUGGCUGUGUAAU